This is a messenger RNA of Symbiodinium necroappetens, 9960 nucleotides long. Lineage: Eukaryota; Dinophyceae; Suessiales; Symbiodiniaceae. The record is from the annotation of a GenBank genome assembly.
AUGCCAUGCGGUCCCCUCUUCCACUCCCGUGCGUGCAACAACACAUGCCUGGACUGCGUGUGGGCAAAUUGGACAGAGUGGGGUCAGUGCUCCGCUUCCUGUGGCGGUGGAGUCCAGUCCCGCAGCCGCUACAUUUCGCGCCCAAAGGUGGGCGAGGCGGAGGAUUGCGAAGGACCCUUGAACGAGACCCAAGCCUGCAACGAGCAGAGCUGUCCGAUUGAUUGUGUCCUUGCCGACUGGAGCGGAUGGUCGGACUGCGAUCCCUACUGCAUCGGGACCCAGAGCAGGAAUCGCAUCGUGGUCACUGCCCCCGAGUUUGGAGGGGUUCCAUGUGGGAACCUCUCUGAGACGCAGCGUUGCACCAACUUCUGCAUGGACUGCCAGCUGUCUGACUGGACUGAAUGGGCUAGCUGCAGCAAGACCUGCGCUGGCGGAAGCCAGCACCGCUUGCGGGAUGAAGUGUAUGUGCAACGAAUGGCCAGCAGCUUUUCAGCAAAGAGUUUGAGUGGAGAAGUCUUUCAGGGUUCCAGUCUCCUUGUGUUUGGUUCGUGGGAGACGCAUCUCGCUUCUGGCAAGCAGUUCGAGCGCCCAUGCGUAGGCCUCAUCGAGCUGCAAGCAGGCUCCGCCUCUUCCACAGGAGCCUGGGGCUACCAAAAGAAGAUGGGCGUUAGGUGCGACCCAAAGCAUCAGCGAAGUGCGAAUACGGCGGGACUCCUCAGGAGGCAGAAGCCUUGUGCAGCGCUGAUCCCACUUGCGGAGGCCUUGAGUUUGUAUGACCAGGGCUGUGACAACUGGGUGACACUCUGCGAUGCAGACUUCACUCUUGAAAGUGAGGAAGGUUCAUGCUCCUACCUCAAGAAGGAGAUCGGUCAAGGCGUGCCAUGCCAAGGGAACAUCAGCGAGACUGCGACUUGCAACGAGCAAAUGUGUCCGGUGGAUUGUGUAAUGACAGAGUGGACUGACUGGUCACCGUGUGAUCCCUUUUGCAACGGGACGCAAAAGCGCGAGAGGAACAUCACCACGCAUGCAGCCUAUGGCGGUGUUCCCUGCGGUCCAAGUCUGGAGGCGCAACGAAGCCGUGCCAUCGAGACGCCGAAACAAGGAGGUGGCCAAGAGUGCACUGGAAGCGACCAGGAGACGAAGACCUGCAACGAGCAGGAGUGCCCUGUGGACUGCGAGCUCGGAAGUUGGACCGCUUGGAACGGCUGUGAGCCUUACUGCGAAGGUUCGCAGACGCGCCAGCGGAAUGUCACACGAAAGGCCGCCUUCGGAGGCAAAUCCUGCAAUGCCUUGGCGGCUGAAGAGCCCGACUUCGCGGGCGGUGUGACGAAGCAAAUCCGACAGUGCUCAAAUCCAUGCGGCCCACAGGAUUGCCUUUGGUCUAAUUGGGCUGACUGGGGUGAGUGCUCUGCUUCUUGCGGCGGUGGGAUCCAGUCCCGCGACCGUCACAUUGCGCGCCCAAAGAGGGGCGAGGCUGAAGAUUGCACAGGACCCUUUAACGAGACACAGGCUUGCAACGAGAAGAGCUGCCCCAUCGAUUGUGUCCUUGCCGACUGGAGCGGAUGGUCGGACUGCGAUCCCUAUUGUGUUGGGAGUCAAAACCGGAAUCGGAUUGUUGUCACGGCGCCAGAGUUCGGUGGGAUGCCAUGUGGGUCAGUGUCUGAGACGCAGCGUUGCACCAAUUUUUGCAUGGACUGCCAGCUGUCCGACUGGAAUGACUGGGCUAGCUGCAGCAAGACCUGUGCUGGUGGAAGCCAGCACCGCCUGCGGGAUGAAGUGUAUGUACAACGUUCAGCCAGCAGCCUCAUCGAGCUGCAAGCAGGCUCCGCCUCUUCCACAGGAGCCUGGGGCUACCAAAAGAAGAUGGGCGUUAGGUGCGACCCAAAGCAUCAGCGAGCCGGUGCCGCGACACCUCAGGAGGCAGAAGCCUUGUGCAGCGCUGAUCCCACCUGUGGAGGCAUGUACGACCAGGGCUGUGACAACUGGGUGACGCUUUGCGAUGCAGACUUCACUCUGGAAAGCGAGGAAGCCUCGUGCUCCUACCUCAAGAAGGAGAUCGGUCAGGGCAUACCAUGCAAAGGGAACAUAAGUGAGACGGCCACUUGCAACGCACACACUUGUCCAGUGGACUGUGUGAUGACGGACUGGGCCGAAUGGUCGGCGUGUGAUCCAUUUUGCAACGGGGUGCAAACGAGAGAGAGGAACAUCACAACGCAUGCAGCCUUCGGUGGUGUUCCUUGCGGUCAAAGUCUGGAGGACCAGAGUUGCAGCAACUUCUGCGUCGACUGUACUUGGUCGGACUGGGGCGCAUGGUCGACAUGUACCCUGUCUUGCGGAGGUGGCACAGCACAGCGAACCCGUGCCAUCGAGACGCCGAAACAGGGAGGUGGACAGUGCACUGGAACUGGCAUGGAGGACAAGACCUGCAACGAUGAGGAGUGUCCUGUGGAUUGCGAGCUCUCCACCUGGACUGCUUGGACCGGCUGCGAGCCGUACUGCGAAGGCACUCAGAUGCGGUACCGAAAUGUUACACAGGAAGCUUCCUUUGGAGGCAGGUCCUGCAACGCCGUCGCGGCUGAAGAGCCCGACUUCGAGGGCGGAGUCACCAAGCAGAUCCGACAGUGCUCCAACGAGUGUGUGGAUUGCGAGUGGGGUGACUGGGCGCCGUGGAGCAAUUGCAGUGCGUCGUGCCAGGGUGGCACCCACACGCGAAACCGAGAGGUUGCAGUGCCGGCAGAUGGUGGCGGCAAGCAGUGCAAGGGCAAUGUCACCGAGGUUGGUGUCUGCGCCGACACGAUCGCAUGCCCGGUUGACUGUGUGAUGACGGUGUGGGGCGGAUGGACGCCGUGUACGCCAUACUGCAGCGGCAAGCAGCAGAGGAACCGGGUCAUCCUGACCCAGCCCUUUGCCGGUGGAGCUGCCUGUGGGGAGACAGCCGAGGAGAUAAGCUGCAACAACACGUGCAUCAAUUGCCAAGCUUCGUCUUGGACAGACUGGUCCGAGUGCUCCAAGACUUGCUCUGGUGGUACACAGCACAGGUCUCGCACAAUUCUCAAGCAGGCAGAGGGCGAAGGUACCCCUUGUCCAGACCAGCUGGAGCAGACCAAGGAGGAUAUGUGUGCACCCCUGGACUGCCCAGUGAAUUGCAUUUGGGGUGACUGGCUUCCCUGGAACGGCUGCAGCGUCACUUGUGGCGAGGGCACUCAAGACAGAACGCGCGUGGAGGUCGUGUCCGCACAGUACGGAGGUACUGCAUGCGAGGGCAGCAACCGAGAGUGGCGUGCCUGUGAUGUGGAGAUCUGCCCCGUGGACUGCCAGUGGGGCCCUUGGAGUGCCUGGGGCAACUGCAGCGCCACCUGCGACAGCGGCUUCCAGUUUCGCAACAGGUCCGUUCUUGUUGAGAAGGUGGGAGAAGGUGCUGAUUGCGAUGGACAUUCGGAGGAUUACGAGCCCUGCGCUCAGCAAGGUUGCCCGAGGGACUGUGUACUCCACGAUUGGGAGCCGUGGUCCGACUGCUCCCACACCUGUGGGCCCCUUGGCAGGCGGAAGCGGAUCAGGGAUGCAGAGUCGGAGAUCGAAGGCGGCAGGCCUUGCAAUGAGUCGAACGAGGAGUACGAGGCUUGCGGCCUUGAAGGUUGCCCUCGCAACUGCAUCUGGGGUGAUUGGGGCGGCUGGAGCAAUUGCACACAGAGCUGCGGCAAAGGCAUCGCGUUCCGGAACAGGAUCCAGCUGGUGGUGGCUGCCUACGGUGGAAACUGCGUGGGCAGUGCUACGCAGACAGAAUACUGCAACGAUGUGCCUUGCCCUGAGGAUUGCAGCUGGAACGAUUGGGGCGAGUGGACGUCGUGUACGCAAUCCUGUGGAGGAGAUGUCACCGGGACGAAGUCGCGGCUUCGCACGAAAUCAGGGCCCUUCAAUGCCGGGCAGGAGUGUGUUGGCUUCCCAACGGAGACGGCCGCGUGCAACGCACCUGGCGGUUGCUCUGUCAAUUGCACCUGGGAGGACUGGAACGAGUGGACGGCUUGCUCCAGGACCUGCAGCAAGGGCACACGCACUCGACUCCGCUUCGUGGACACCGAGGCACAUUGUAGCCGAAGUUGCAGAUGUGUCCCAUUCAUGGUCCCCUCCACACCAGCCAUGUCGGCCUCGUUCGGCCUGCGUUCCCGAGCUCCACGAGAGGAGGAGCGCCUGCGUAUGUGCACUUCGAUUCUCAACAACUGCGGACGAAGUUCUGAUUGGCAGCAAGCGCUGUGGCUGCUGGAGGAGAUGCCGCUCCAUGAACUGCGCCGCAAUGCCUUCAGCUGCAGCGCCUCCAUCACGAGCUGCGCACGGGCUGAGCGGUGGCCCUGGUGUCUGGAGCAGCUCCAGCAGAUGCAGCAGGCUUCUCAGCGGCUAGAUGAUGUGAGCCUCGGCGCAGCUCUGCGUGGAUGCCGCGGUGGUGCCUGGCCGGCGGCGCUGGUAUUGCUGGCAGGUCACACCCCAAACGUGGUAGGCUACAAUGCGGCAGUGACAGCGUGCGGGGUUGACAGCCAGUGGCAGAUUGCGUUUGGUAUUCUGGGAUGGAUGAAACGCCGGUCUAUCCAGCCCGAUCUUUGGAGCUACAAUGCCUUGAUCAAUGCCGUCGAAGUGGCCGCGCGUUGGGAGUUGGCGCUGCAGCUGCUGGAAGAGGCUGGGCAGCUUCAACUUGAACCGGAUUCCUUCUCCUUUGGUUCCUGCAUCAGCGCCUGCGAAGCUAGUGGAGAGUGGCAGGUGGCACUGCACUUGCUCGUGCACAUGGAGCUGCAAGGCCUACUUCUUCAGGAGGUACCCUGCAACGCGGCGAUCAGUGUCUGCGCCACAGGUCAGCAAUGGCAGCAUGCCGUGGCGGUGCUGCACGACAUGUGCAAGAAAAGGCUGCAGAUUGACAUCAUUGGCGUUAACGCAGCUAUCAAUGCCUGCGCCCGCAGUGCACGAUGGGAGGAAGCGCUGUCUCUCGUGCGUUCCGUCGAUUCGCUGCGACUCCAGCGCACGGUGGUCAGUUGCAAUGCGGCGAUGACAGCAUGUGAGAAGAGUGGCGAAUGGCAACUCGCUCUCGCUUUGCUCCAAGAGAUGCAGCAAACGUCGACGGAGCCGACGGUGAUCAGCUUUGGUGCAGCCAUCAGCGCCUGCCAGAAGGGGUCGCAAUGGGAUGCUGCCCUGACCCUCCUCAGUCGCAUCGGGGAGAUGGAACUGCAAGCCAAUGAGAUCUGCUUUUGCGCUGCGAUGACAGCUUGUGCAGCUGCUGGUCAGUGGAGAAGGAGCAUGGACAUCAUUGAUGCGAUGCUGGACGCAGGUAUUGAUGGCUUCCAUGGUGCUGAUUAUGAUCACAGUUUUCAGGCCGGAAGUUCUGUCGACUGCUUCAAGCACUCCGUCUUGACGCUGCUGUUGCAACGUUUGUCUUCAGUUGAAGCGCCGUUCACCUAUGUUGAUACACACGGAGGAUGGGGCUUGUACAACUUGACCCACGAUUCUGACACGUACCACAACUCUGAAUUUGGUGUUGCGCAGCUGGAUGCAGCUGAGCAGCUCCACCCAACCAUCCAGGCUUACCUCCAGAAUUCGCACAGGCUGCACAGCUCUGGCAGAGGCUCCCGGCUCUACCUGGGCUCGCCCUUGCUGGCACAGCAGUGGUUGCGCCCUCAGGAUCGAGGCAUCUUUUUGGAGAUGGCUCCCAGCGUGCAUGCCAAGCUUCUUCAACACCAGAAGAUGCUUGAUCCCAACGGCGUGUCAAAUGCCGAAGUCCUCAGAGCCAACUCCUACUGGUGGUUGCUGCGGGCUGCCGGACCCGAGACUUUCAGGGAAAGGGGGUUGGUCCUGAUGGAUCCACCGUACGAGCCGUACCAAUCCUUUAUGGCAUGGAACCUCCGCUUGCUGCAGUUCCUGGAGUCCAAGUGGCCCAGUGCUUGUGUGGCUGUGUGGUAUCCCUGCCUGGACGGACCGCAGCUUCGAAACCUCUACCAGGGCCUCAGUGGUCUCGGGAUGGGCCAUGUGCUGGUGGUGGAGUUUGGGUUCCGAGACUCAUCGGCCAAGUCCCUCCAAAAUUCAGGCUUUCUCAUCCAGAACCCUCCCGAGCACACGGUCGAGCACUUGCGGGAGCUGCUGCCAGCAUUGGGGCGGGCGAUGGGAGCCUCGGCUACCAUCCGUGCACGAAUCUUCUGGGCGAAAGACUGGGCCUACGGCCCCUUGGGCCUGAAUUGCACCGGGGAGCCAUCGGAAGAGGAACUUUGCGACACAGAGCUACCCUGCCCAAUCGACUGCCAGUUCGAGGACUGGGGCGACUGGGGCAAAUGCCAGCUCCAACCCUGUGGCCCCGCCCAGCGCCUGCGCAGCCGCGAGAGGGGCUCGGCGCAGUUCGGUGGCGCCCCAUGCUUAGGCAAUCUCAGCGAGGUGGAGGAUUGCGAGAUUCCCGGAGCACCGCCCGUGCCUCCCUGCAAUGUGACCGUCCCCUUCUCUCCCGAAAGCAAUAAGACCUCGGAGCCGGAGGGAGACGAAUCCACAGUGACGAACCCACCUGCCGGAUCGGCGGAGGUGAAUCCACCGAAGCCUCCUCUGGAGGCAGCUGUCGUCGCUGCUAAAGAAGCGGCGCAGCAGAAUGCCACUCCUGACGAGCAGGCGGCUGCAGCAGGGCAGGCGGCAGCUGCGGCACCUGGGGGCAACCCGACCGUGGCAGCUGAGGCUGCACAAAAAGCUGCCGAGGCAGCGGGCGAGAGCCCAACCAAGCAGGUGGAGAUGGCAGUUCAGGCAGCGGCAAGCGCUGCUGCUCGUUCCAGUGGAGGCAACGCCACCAAGGCGAGCACAGAAGCUGCGAAAGCAGCCACGAAGGUGGCCGCCGCAUCAAAUCUGACCACGCAGGAGGAAGCUGUGAUCAUUGCAAGCGCUGCCCGAGAGUCCGCCUCAGAGUCGGGCGCCGACGUGGAGUCCGUGGGCAAGGCAGCUGCUGCGUCGGCGAAGGCAGAGGGCGCAACACCCGAAGAGCAAGCGGCAGCUGCAGCUGUUGCGGCAUCGGAUGCUGCGAAGAAGCAGGGCGCCAAUGCAACACAGGCUGCCGAAGUCGCCAUUGCUGCAGCCAAAGCCGCUGGAGCCACGCCGCAGGAACAAGCUUCGGCCGCCUCUGUUGCCUACACCCGCGCUGGUGGCAACGAGACACUGGAUACCGGAAGCUUUGGGUUGCCACCCGCUGUGCACCGACCGGUUGUCUCCGAGAAGGAAGCCGAAGAGAUCGCGGAGAAGGAACCCGAGGCUGUGGAGGGCAGUGAAGUGCUGGAGGUGAGCGACCCUGAGACCUUCAUUCACGAUGCGGCAGCUCUCGAGGCCGUUCGCGAUGCCUUGGCUGAAGAGCUUGGCGUCGACCCGGAUGCCAUCAUCGUCAAGGGUGCGGAGCCUGCAUCAGUCUCUGCGAACUCGCCAUCAAUGCUGGAGAUGGGCCGAAAGUCCUCAGCGAUGGCCAGGAGACAAGCUCCGGCAAAAGGAGAAGUGAACAUCACUUACGAGGUCGUGCCAAGUAUCAGUGGUAAAAGCGACGAAGACGUCGUCAAGGCCGUCGCCGCGCUGGAUGGACAAACAGCUUCCAAAGUGCACGAGAAGAUCUUCGCAUCCAAGAACCUCCCUUAUGCAGUCCAGGUGUCUGGUCUGGACCUCUUCGUCGAGAACAAGGAGACUGGGGCCGCGGUUCUUGAAAGCACCAUCACAGGCUUGAACCAAAUUAACCAAAGAAGCGGUGCACCUCCGCCGACGCUGGCUGUGCCUCUGGCGAGUGUCGUAGCACUCUUCUCAUGGAUGCCUGCCUUUAGCACGGAAGCAGCGGCCUGGGCUGGGCGGAUGGAGGCCGCUGUCGGGAGGCCGACGGCGAGGCAGCCGCUUUGGCUGAAGGUGGACAGAGCGGUCCAGCGGGCGGCGCGCAUCGAGUUGGGCCGCAUGAGGACGGCGCUGGAGGUUUCAGACCCUGACCAGCUCCAGGCCAUGAUGACCUGGUGGAUGGCAAGAGAUGCAAGCGCUGCUUCUUCUGGUGGCAUGGCCACUGCUCGCUUGUUGCAGGAAGACUCGGCCAGGGAAGAGGGCGAGGAGACUCUGGGAGCCCUGCUCUUCUCGGAGCGUCUUCACCGAAGGUUUCCCUACACGUCCUUUUAUGGUAGAGACGACUACGCGGUCGGAGGCACUCCGUCCGAGGCGAGUGCACCGGGUGCCGAGUUCGAGCGGCUGCAGCAGGCUUUGCAGCAGAACCUUGAGGCUCUGCAGGACCUGCGAUCCAAGCUUGCUCCCUACCAGGAUGCCUCGCGCAACUCGGGUUUGCUGUGGCGCUGGGCCGACGUCGUCGCGGUGGCCUCGCGCUUCCGGGAGGCUCUGCGGCUGCCGUCGAAGGCCCAGCGCGCCCUUGCGGUCAUGCCUGCCGCCGCAGCGACAAGAAACGGCAUGGCGCUGACGCGGCGCUUUUCGGAAGUGGACUUUUCAGACAACAUCGCUGAGUUUACAACGAUUUGCGGGCUGUUCCUUGCCGCUGUAAUUGGUCUCUUGGGAUUUUGUGCUGCUGCUUUAUGGCACAACUACGGCUGGGCGGCUGGGCUCUUUGCUUUCGGUGCUGCCAACUCGGUGCUCUUGCGGAACUACUCGCGCUUGCACCUUCCGCACAUCCGACGCCGCCUGGAACAUCGACUUAAAGAGCUGUCGCAGCAGAAGGAUUCCUUGAUAAGAGAUGUCCAACAGGUCCAACACGCUUCUCGCAAGACAGGGAUGGUGCAGGUGCGGGCCCACAUAUUCUUGCAGAGCGUCAACGUGAUUCGCAACAUCGAUUAUUUGACUCGCUGCAUCAAGACGGAGGUUCAGCGCCUAGCUUCGGACCGCAACCCUCGCAAGGCUCAGUUGAGACGCCGGCUAGCUUCCAGUGGACUGCAGCUGCUGCUGGCUUUGCUCCCCCACAGUCCACCGCAGUGGCAGCAGGAAGCCCUUGGAGGUGAGAACUGUGCAGAGUUGGCCUCCCUGCUCUACGCUCGUCGGAGAGGACUGGCUCCGCCGGUGGCUUCGGAAGUCCUGUCCAGCGGAUACAUGGAAUCUCGCAAGCGGCUCUGGUUGCUCUUCAGGAUGGUUCACCUCAGCUCCGCCAUCCCGACAGAGGUGCAGGGCAAGCUGACAGCCCUUGUUGACAGCUAUUUGCGGCCAGUACUCGUCGAGCGGCGUGUUCCCACAGGCUAUUGCCAAGUCCUCGCGAACCCUUCGAACAGCUCACAUGCCAUGUUGGAAGACAGCAAGCGGGAAGGCGGUGACGACUUGGGCGAGGAUGUUCAGCAGCAUGGAUCCGCGAAAUGCGCGAGCGUGUCGAGUGCUCGAAGCGUCGAAAGCGAGGACCAAACUGCGGAGAGCGAGGACACAUUCUCGUUCUGUGCAUCCACCGCAUCUCAGUCCAAGAUCUCCAGCACGUCUUGUGAUCGCAUGGGCAACACCUCGAAAGCAGUUCGCAAGCUCUUCGCGACACGGAGCGACAUCAUGCAGGUCUUGAAACGACUUCCUGCACCGGCGCUGAUGUCUCCAUCAGGUUCCACGACGCAGACAGACAGCAUCCUUCGAGAAAUCUUUACCUCGGUGGCUGUUGGCGUUGCUGCGAACGGCCAAGAAGGCCAAGGCCAAGCGGGUGCUGUAGGCCUGGCGAUCGGCUACCACUAUGGUGAGAGGCCAUACAACCUUUCCGGGCGAGUCCAGACCACGCUGGAAUUGAAGGUGGCCCUUCCACAGGCCCAAGCUGGCUCCUCCAGCGCUGGAGGCUCACCCUUGGAGGUGAAAGUGCAGCUCUGUCAACUGUCGGACUCCGAGCCCUCCGCCGUCGAGGCACUUGCGGCCUGGAGCGACCUCGCCGCCGCCCUCCCGCUGCGCUUCAACGACUCGGCCCUGAGGGUGCGCCGAAGGCACCUGAAGAAGGCCAAGGAAGCCUUGCGCUCACUCCCAAAAGGAUGA